AUGUCGAGUUCACCUUCCCUAGGGUCACAACAAAUUGGCUCCGAUACCGGGACCUCAUGGGCAAAGGUGAUCUCUAGUUGGUUCACUUCUGAAGGUUUGGAUCUGGACGCGGAGUUGAAGCGGUUGUUUGAAUCCAUAUGUCCUGUCACUGAUGGUAGUGAAGGUAUCUCGGCCGAUCAAGCUUUUAAUGAUGCUUUGGAUUUGGUUCUGGGUCCCGAAGAAGUCCGGCUUCGGGCGGUGCUGCAGGAGAUUACGGCAUUCCGUAUUACUGCUACAAGGAAGGAUACGAGUCCAGCCCGUAAGGCUCUUCUCUCUGAUUGGUAUUCUCCUUUCUUUCGCGGUCAUGGUUCUCUUCAACAGCGACUUGAUACUGAUUUCUCUGCAUCUCUUAAGGUGGACGAUAUAAGAAAUCGUCCUGUGUAUAAUUCUGUGAAGGCUGAGUAUCCAGUUCUUGAUGACUUCAGUGUCCGCCUGGCAGGUGUUAAAUCUGAAGGUGAUCAGCAUGUUG
Perkinsus marinus ATCC 50983 is the source of this 508-nucleotide messenger RNA. RefSeq lists its product as hypothetical. The record is from RefSeq and is a predicted model, not a curated record. NCBI's taxonomy places the organism in Eukaryota, Perkinsozoa, Perkinsida, Perkinsidae. The transcript has a single exon. The annotation marks the transcript as partial.